AUGCUGUCCCGGAGCCGAGCCCUGGCGGCCGGGGUCGCCGUCUACUGGAAGCCGCUCUUCAGGGGCCGCCUCCUACUGGUCACCAACACCCUCAGCUGCGGGGGCCUCCUGGCCGCCGGUGACACCCUGCGGCAAGCCUGGGAGAGGAAGCAGGACCCCCGGCGCAAGCGGGACCUGGCCCGCACAGCUCGGAUGUUUGCCGUGGGCUGCAGCAUGGGCCCCCUGAUGCACUACUGGUACCUCUGGCUGGACCGUGCCUUCCCCGCCGCCGGGCUCAGCGGGAUCAGAUCCGUCCUGAAAAAGGUCUUCAUUGACCAGCUAGUGGCCUCUCCGGCUCUGGGCAUUUGGUAUUUCUUGGGGAUGGGGUCCCUGGAGGGACAAACUCUGGCUCACAGCUGGCAGGAUCUGGAGGACAACUUCUGGGAAUUCUACAAGAUGGACUGGUGUGUCUGGCCCCCGGCACAGCUGGUCAACUUCCUGUACCUCCCUCCAAAGUACCGUGUGAUCUACAUGAACGUCAUUACGCUCGGCUGGGAUACCUACCUCUCCUACCUUAAGCAUCGGCCUAAACAGCCACCCCUCGGCAUGGAGGAAGAUUCCGAGCCCUGCGCCAUGGAGAUCCAAACCACCAGCUGA
Messenger RNA from Euleptes europaea (tarantolino), 636 nucleotides. RefSeq names its product MPV17 mitochondrial inner membrane protein like 2 (gene MPV17L2). Gene Ontology annotation, biological process: mitochondrial ribosome assembly. NCBI's taxonomy places the organism in Eukaryota, Metazoa, Chordata, Lepidosauria, Squamata, Sphaerodactylidae. The coding region runs from base 1 to 636 and encodes 211 amino acids. The record is from RefSeq and is a predicted model, not a curated record. The transcript has 5 exons. Gene Ontology annotation, cellular component: cytoplasm; membrane.